Molecule: messenger RNA, 901 nt
Organism: Serpula lacrymans var. lacrymans S7.9
Lineage: Eukaryota; Fungi; Basidiomycota; Agaricomycetes; Boletales; Serpulaceae
Exons: 5
Coding region: 518-811 (97 amino acids)
Source: RefSeq, a predicted model, not a curated record
CACAACGCCGAUUAUGUUAGGCACCCAUUAGAAGGCUUUUACCUCUCAUCUUUCUCUUUUUAUGCUCUGUGUCUGUUCUUUCCGCUCAUCCGGUCUUUCCGAUCCAGUCGCAGAUUUGGAACUUAUACUUACCGCCCAAUAUGGAAUGCAGCAGAGUAGUAUAAGGCAAUAUCCAUUGUCCAAUAUGAUUUACUCAUCGUUGGCACCCGAGAACUCCAUGUUUUUGUUCACCCAUCAUUUUAAAUUUUUAAUAUUGACCACUUUACUAGGUACCUUUUUAGUGUCCUAGGACUUCAAACAGCUCUAACGGCCAAAAUUAUCUUUGAUGUUCUUACGCUGGACAUCGUGUCUACAAGGAUCCGCAUGAAGAGGUCUUUUGCCAAUAAAUAUCAAGCCACCAACCGUUCCUCCUCUCAUAGCCCGCUUUAACAAGUUUCAUGAUAGGAAACAUACACAGGAAAAAAUUGUUUCGAGUUACUAACCCUUCCCUUUGUCGAAUCGUAUAAAAUGCCCCUCUAUGGUCGCUGCAUAUUCCGGCGAUGCUACUUAUUACUACACUGGUCUUGGUGCUUGCGGUGCUGAAAGCAAGGAUACCGACUACAUUGUCGCCCUUUCCACUGAGCUCUACGACAAUGGAGCUCACUGCUGGCAACAUCUCACCGUUACCUACGAGGGUAAAUCAAUCGACGUCACUGUCGUAGAUGAGUGCGAGGGAUGUUCAACAUACGACAUUGACUUGUCUCCCAGUGCAUUCUCUGCGCUGGCUCCAGAGUCGGCUGGGCGUAUCCCUGUCCAGUGGACCUAUGCUUAAGUGAGGCUGCAUGCUAGUAUAUGGGUUAUAGUGUCGCAUUAGUGGAAUAAUGGUACUUUAAUAGAAUAACAAUGUGAUCAAUCGUUUUGG